ACUCGACCGGGGAAACUGGGUGUCCUUCUUGGGCCGCCAAGUGGACACAAACGUGUCAGUCAUUAAAGCCUCCAGAUCUUUUUUCUCGCCUCCAAUCAGACAUUGCUCCUCUUGCUCUCUUGCGCAUUUCAUCGAACACUUGGUUAGCGUUUACGCUGAUCGCUCUUACACCCCAAUGCAGUCUCUGAAGCUUCAUUCAAUGGCUUCGUGAAAUCUAUCAAGGCUCUCGUUUUUCAAAAUCUCUCCUCAUGAGGAAUGUCGUCGCGGGUCUGAAACGCCAUCGUUUUUCAGUUCCCGCAGGAGCUUCACUCAAUGAUAGUUCAGUUGAGAUCAUUUUGUGGAGAUGCUUAUCAAUAGGGGGCCAGAAAACUAUAGAAAUUGGAAGAAGGCAUGAUAACAUUAUUCCGUUACACUUGUUACAUCGAAAUCACUUCUCUACUGGCUUCACCAGUGUGCAUGGUGGAAGGCCAUCUGCUGAAUAUGCAAAGUUGAGAAAGGAGUCACUAGAAAGUGAAUUUGGGCAUGCACUUGGAACUUACAGCUCCAAAAGUGUUUCAAUGUUCCACCGCUUUGGUCCAUUUUUGGCUUUGUAUAGAGCUGCAAUUAUUUCAUUCCAUGUGUUGAAGCUAACGGUUUGGCAAUUUUUUGUUCAUGACAUAAAAAAACGGUCAGUUAAGUUUCGUGAGACAUUAAUCAGCUUGGGACCUUUUUACAUCAAGCUCGGACAAGCUCUGAGCACCAGACCAGAUAUACUUCCUACUGUAUAUUGUCAAGAACUUGCGAAGUUGCAGGAUCAAAUACCCCCAUUUCCAACUCAUGUUGCCAUUAAAUCUAUAGAAUCCCAAUUGGGUGUUCCUGUUUCACAAAUAUUUGCAGACAUCAGCCCAGAGCCAAUUGCUGCAGCAUCCUUAGGACAGGUGUAUAAAGCUCACUUGCAUUCUGGAGAGCUAGUGGCUGUUAAAGUACAAAGGCCUCGUAUGUCAAUAUCAUUGACCCUUGAUGCUUUGUUAUUUCAUAUGAUUGGAGGCCAAUUAAAGCGAUUUGCCAAAGCUCGGAAGGACCUAUUAGUAGCAGUAAAUGAGAUGGUGAGACACAUGUUUGAAGAAAUUGAUUACGUUCUAGAGGGACAAAAUGCAGAGCGAUUUGCUUCUCUCUACAGUUGCAACUCCCAUAAUCAUCAAAAGAAUUCGGAAGGUACAGUUGACAAUACUACUGAAUACAGGGAUGCAAAUUGUGUUAAAGUCCCAAAGAUAUACUGGAAUUUUACUCGUAAAGCUGUCCUCACGAUGGAAUGGAUUGAUGGAAUUAAGCUUACAGAUGAAAUCGGCCUGAAGAAGGCCUUCUUAGACCGCAAGAAACUUAUUGACCAGGGAUUGUACUGCUCUUUGAGGCAGCUGCUGGAGGUGGGAUUUUUCCAUGCUGAUCCUCAUCCAGGAAACCUUGUUGCUACUAAGGAUGCAUCUCUUGCUUAUUUUGAUUUUGGAAUGAUGGGUGAUAUUCCACGCCAUUAUCGUGUUGGACUUAUUCGCAUGCUUGUGCACUUUGUUAAUCGUGACUCUCUGGGUUUGGCAAAUGAUUUUCUUUCUCUGGGAUUUAUUCCUGAAGGGGUUGAUACACAAGCAGUUUCAGAUGCCUUGCAAGCAUCCUUUGGCGAUGGGACAAGACAAUCCCGAGAUUUUCAGGCCAUAAUGAACCAACUAUAUGAUGUGAUGUAUGAAUUUAAUUUCUCUCUCCCCCCAGACUAUGCCCUGGUGAUAAGAGCACUGGGAUCGCUUGAAGGGACUGCAAAAGCUUUGGAUCCUGAUUUCAAAGUUGUUGAGAGUGCAUAUCCUUUUGUCAUUGGGAGACUUUUGGCAGACCCAAAUCCUGAUAUGAGGAAAAUACUGGGGGAACUUCUUAUCUGCAAUGAUGGCUCCAUAAGGUGGAAUCGGUUAGAACGGCUGAUAGCAGCAAUAUCUCAACAGGCUUCGGAGCCAACUGGUGAAGAAAAAUCAUCAAAUCCAUUGGAAUGGAAAUCCUUUGAUAUGCGUGCUGUUGUGUCUGCCACCGAAGAUCUUUUUAAAUUCAUAUUGUCUGAUAAGGGUUUGAGGGUACGUGUUUUCCUGGUCCGGGACAUAAUUAAAGCAGCUGAUAUUUUUCUUCAGGAUGAAGUAGUUGCAAGCAUUUUUGAUGAGACGGUUCAAGCUAGAGAGACAUCUGAAUCUGAGGGACAUGCAAUGCUGAUGAGAGUGGUUAAUGGGCUUAAAUCUUUCCGGCAUGCAGUGAAGUUGGCCCCGGAGGUGUGGACUGCUAUGCUAAUCCGCAUGACAUUGAAACCCGAGGUUCACAAAUUUACAUUUGACAUCAUUUCAGCCUUAUUGAUACAUUUUAGCCGAAAAAUUCCAGAGACCUUUUGGAUUUGUAUAGCUAGAAUUCUUCACAAGUUGGUGAAAAAUAAAAGCCAUGUCAAUUUAUGAUUUAGUUGGAUUCUUCAUUUGCU
Molecule: messenger RNA, 2479 nt
Organism: Camellia sinensis
Lineage: Eukaryota; Viridiplantae; Streptophyta; Magnoliopsida; Ericales; Theaceae
Product: Protein kinase superfamily protein
Source: RefSeq, a predicted model, not a curated record